Molecule: messenger RNA, 674 nt
Organism: Silurus meridionalis
Lineage: Eukaryota; Metazoa; Chordata; Actinopteri; Siluriformes; Siluridae
Product: zinc finger protein 292-like
Exons: 5
Coding region: 99-674 (191 amino acids)
Biological process (GO): regulation of transcription by RNA polymerase II
Cellular component (GO): nucleus
Molecular function (GO): DNA binding; DNA-binding transcription factor activity, RNA polymerase II-specific
Source: RefSeq, a predicted model, not a curated record
CCCCCCUCCCCCUCCCCGCCCUGACGCACGGACGCGCACGGGUUUGAGGGUCACGUGGUCUCCGUGCGGGUGCGUACGCGGCGCAACUGGAAGUGAAGAUGGCGGACGAAGAAGAGGCCGAGCGGGAGCCCCACGGACCGCGCCGCCCUCCAGACACCCUGCGAGCGCUCAACGACCGCCUGGAGGAGCUGUCCGCCGCGCUGAGCUCCAGCCCGGGACCCGCGGAGCAGGAGGAGGCCACUGCGCGCUACUGCCGUGCUUUCUGUCAGACCCUGGUGGAGUGUCUGAGUGUGUGGAGAUCAGAUGAAGAUCCGUGGUCGAUGUUGGAGUGUUAUCGUGUGGCGUUGUUGAGUUUUGCUCGUGUGUCGGAGCAUCUCUCCAUCCAGAGCGAGAACGUCGGAGUGGUGCUGGAGAGACUCUCGAUGAGUUGUGUGGAGCUGCUGCUGUUUAUAACUGAGGCUUUUCCAGAUGCAUUAUGGGAGCAGUUUCAGUUCUCCAUACAGACGGCUCACACUCUUCUGCAAGACAACGGCAUCACGCAGCUGCACCUGCUUUCCACAGCCACUCAGGAACGAGGGAUGUGGAGCAACAUCACACUACAGAACCUUCUCAGAAAGAGACGCCUCCCGAGGAGAAAGACCCUGGUGGAGUGUCUGAGUGUGGAGAUCAGAUGA